Messenger RNA from Arabidopsis lyrata subsp. lyrata, 1329 nucleotides. Its product is annotated as myb-related protein 306. The transcript is spliced from 3 exons. The record is from RefSeq and is a predicted model, not a curated record. Lineage: Eukaryota; Viridiplantae; Streptophyta; Magnoliopsida; Brassicales; Brassicaceae. Gene Ontology annotation, biological process: response to auxin. The coding region runs from base 277 to 1116 and encodes 279 amino acids.
UUUUCGUGUGGAGAUCAACCUAUCUUCGUUAAUUGACUACGCAAAAUAGUUAAUGGAAAAGGCAGAGUGACUCGUGAGCUUGGCAGAUCCAAAAGAGGUUGUCAAGAAAAAGCAGAUUUAAAAGUUGUUCCCUCUUCUUUAAGUCACCCAUUAAUUUCACAUAUAUGUACAUAUAUGUUGCAUUUAAUUCAUAUACAUACAUAUAUAUAUAUUCUCAUAUCUAUAAAGAGAGCAUAAGACUCAGAGAGAUCUAGAGAUAGAGGGAGAGAGAGAAAGAUGGGUAGGCCUCCAUGCUGUGACAAGAUAGGGAUCAAGAAAGGACCAUGGACUCCUGAAGAAGAUAUCAUUCUUGUUUCUUACAUCCAAGAACACGGUCCUGGAAACUGGAGAUCUGUUCCCACCAAUACUGGGCUACUGAGAUGCAGCAAAAGUUGUAGGCUCAGAUGGACAAAUUAUCUGAGACCUGGAAUUAAACGUGGAAACUUUACUCCUCAUGAAGAAGGAAUGAUCAUUCACUUGCAAGCCUUAUUGGGUAACAAAUGGGCGUCCAUAGCUUCAUAUCUACCACAAAGAACGGACAAUGAUAUCAAGAACUACUGGAACACACAUUUGAAGAAGAAGCUCAACAAGUCCGAGAGUGACGAGAGAAGCAGAUCAGAGAACAUGGUGUUGCAAACUUCCGCCACAAGAAACACCGUUAAUCAUAGAUCUACCUAUGCUUCAAGCACCGAAAACAUUUCCCGCCUUCUUGAGGGUUGGAUGAGAGCAUCUCCAAAGACUAGUACAACUACUACUACUUUCUUGGAACAGAAAAUGCAGAACCGGACAAACAAUUUCAUCGAUCAUCACACUGAUCAGUUUCCAUACGAGCAGCUUCAAGGUUCUUGGGAAGAGGGUCAUAGCAAAGGAAUCAACGGGGAUGAUCAGGGUGUCAAGAAUUCAGAGAGUAACAACGGUGAUGAUGUUCAUCAUGAAGAUGGUGAUGAUGAUGAUGAUCAUCAUAAUGCUACACCACCAUUGACAUUUAUUGAGAAAUGGCUUUUGGAGGAAACAAGUACUGCUGGGGGCCAAAUGGAAGAGAUGAGCCACUUGAUGGAGCUCUCUAAUAUGCUUUAAUUGUGACAUUUUCUCCUUUGUUUUUAUUUUUCCUUGUGAAUCUUAUUAAUGAGACUACUAAUUUUAUGUACACGAAUAAAGAGACCAGAAAGACAUAAUCUCAUAUGUUUUUUGGUUUCUCUAGGAUAUAAGUAGCUAAAAUGCUCACUGCAUAAGUUGUAACUAAUCUAAACUUGUCUACCCAUUUACAUGAAUAAAAUCCAAUUUAAGACU